AUACAGAAGCUUCUGGGUCAAUUUAACUCAUUCGAACAAGGCAACUAAAAUUGGACGUUAACGAUUCUCUCUCACUUCGAUUGAUCGUUUUCAAUCACAGUUGUCUAAUCGAAGCGAAAAUUUACGAAGGAGAUCCGAAGCCAGGCGGUUCUUUUGAGCUUUGCGUUUCCAUGUCGUCCCCUGCUGAAUUUUACUACUCUCUUCCACCCAUAAGCAAGGCUUAUGGGACGUUAUGUGUGCUAUUUACUGUAGCCUAUCAGAUUGGACUAUACGAUCCAAGGAGUAUCGCAUUGAUAUAUGAAUAUGUGUUCUUCGACUUUCAGGUAUGGAGGCUCAUUACGAAUUUCUUUUUCCUCGGUGGAUUCUCUGUCAAUUUUGGAAUUCGGUUGUUGAUGAUUGCAAGAUAUGGUGUUCAGUUGGAGAAAGGACCCUUUGAAAGGCGUACAGCUGAUUUCUUAUGGAUGAUGAUAUUUGGAUCAUUGACACUACUAGUAUUAUCUGCCAUCCCUAUGUUUCAGUCCUUUUUCUUGGGGAAAUCACUUGUCUUCAUGCUUGUUUAUGUCUGGAGUAGAGAAUUUCCAACUGCCAAUAUCAACAUAUAUGGCCUUGUGACCCUAAAAGCAUUUUAUCUACCAUGGGCAAUGCUUGCUUUGGAUGUUAUCUUUGGUUCUCCUCUUAUGCCAGAUCUGCUGGGAAUUAUUGCAGGACAUCUAUAUUACUUUUUGACAGUGCUGCACCCCCUUGCAACUGGAAAGAACCUACUGAAGACUCCAAUGUGGGUACGUAAACUUGUUGCGAGGUGGAGAAUAGGAGCUGUAGCUCAGACAAACACCCGUUCCCAACCCCAGCCUGACCCGGUCAGAAGUACUGGUGGUGCUUUCACAGGAAGAUCAUAUCGACUUGAUGGAUGAUUAUGCACCUGUUACACCCUGAGCCUGAAUUCAUAUGCCUCCUUUCAGUCUGCUCAGCAAUUUUUCCAUUGACACCCCAGAAAUUGUGUAGUAUAAAAUGACCCUCCUUUGUGGUGGCUUCCGGAAAAGGAUAAUUGAUCUGCAGAGAAACUUGGUUUCGGAGGGGCGGAGCUACGUUUUGAUUUCAACUUGUAACUAGAUUUUGGUGAAUUGCUUCAACCAUUACUUCUUGUGUUGUACUCUUCUUAGAAAAAACAAAGCAAAAUGAAUAGGCUAAUUUUUUCUCCAAAACUCAUGAAGCUGGAAUGCAAAGUAUGCACUAUAUUUGGCAU
Molecule: messenger RNA, 1243 nt
Organism: Tripterygium wilfordii
Lineage: Eukaryota; Viridiplantae; Streptophyta; Magnoliopsida; Celastrales; Celastraceae
Product: derlin-1-like
Exons: 7
Coding region: 171-911 (246 amino acids)
Biological process (GO): endoplasmic reticulum unfolded protein response
Cellular component (GO): Hrd1p ubiquitin ligase ERAD-L complex; endoplasmic reticulum membrane
Molecular function (GO): misfolded protein binding; ubiquitin-specific protease binding
Source: RefSeq, a predicted model, not a curated record